AUGAACCAUGCUGCCGGAGCGAUGGCUGUGAGUCCAUUCCCUGCUCCUCCCGAUUAUGCUCAGCACUACACAACCGAACGUAUCAGUCAAGGUACCGUACUGCCUCCACCGCCUGUUCAAACGGUAUUCACUGUGUUUGGAGAAGAGUACCGAUUAGAAGAUGACAUUAUCCGGUUAAAUAUCAAACAGCUGUAUCCUACUAAAUACGACUGGAAGACGGAGAUGAAGAAACUGAACCGAAGUGUUGUGGUGGCUUUCCUUGAUCUCCUCGAUAUACUCGUUCGUUGUCCAGAUCAUCCGGAGAGGAAUGAGAAGAUAAACGACAUACAAACCAUCUUUAUCAAUAUGCACCAUCUGAUCAAUGAAUAUCGGCCGCUUCAAGUUAGACGCUAUUUUUAUGAAUGUGUCGUUUUCUUGUUCAGCAAUCGCGAGGUUUUUAAACAGCAUACAUUUACUUCCAUAAAAACACAAUACAAUACAACGCUAGCUGACGUUUCGGCAGUAUCGCCUUCUUCAGAGCAGCUUUUUCGUGACUUCCAAUGA
Molecule: messenger RNA, 543 nt
Organism: Angiostrongylus costaricensis
Lineage: Eukaryota; Metazoa; Nematoda; Chromadorea; Rhabditida; Metastrongylidae
Source: the annotation of a GenBank genome assembly